This is a messenger RNA of Opisthocomus hoazin, 666 nucleotides long. Its product is annotated as adenosine receptor A1-like. Gene Ontology annotation, biological process: G protein-coupled adenosine receptor signaling pathway. Gene Ontology annotation, cellular component: synapse; plasma membrane; dendrite. Gene Ontology annotation, molecular function: G protein-coupled adenosine receptor activity. The record is from RefSeq and is a predicted model, not a curated record. Lineage: Eukaryota; Metazoa; Chordata; Aves; Opisthocomiformes; Opisthocomidae.
AUGUCAGCAGGCAGUCUGGAUGUGAUCUGUAUCAUGAUGGAGGCUGUUGUUGGGAUAUGUGUGGUGGUGGGCAAUGCCUUGAUGAUCUGCACAGUGAAGCUGAACCCAGCUCUGCAGAAGACCACCUUCUUUUACAUCGUUUCCCUGGCCCUCGCUGGCCGUGCCAUGGGGACCCUUGUCAUGCCGCUGGCUGUCAUGGUGAGCCUGGGAGUCGUCAUCCAUUUCUACUGCUGCCUGCUCAUAUGCUGACUGAUGAUCUUUUCUCGUGCCUUGAUCCUGACUCUCCUGGCCGUCGCAGUUGACAGGUACCUGCGAGUGAAGCUGCCGACCAGGUACAGGGCAGCCAUCACGAAGAAAAGGGUUUGUGUGAUUCUGGGACUCUGCUGGCUUGUGUCCAUGCUGGUGGGGCUGGACCCCAUGCUGGGCUGGAACCAGUGCACAGGCAGUGCCAGCUACAUCGAGUGUCAGUAUUUGGCUGUGAUGAGAAUGGAUUAUGUGGUGUAUUUCAGCUUCUUCACCUGGAUCCUCCUUCCCUGGCUCAUCAUGUGUGCCCUCUGCACUGAGAUGUUCUACAUCAUGUGGACAAAACUAAGCCCGAGCUCAGCAAGCUGCGGGCAGCCCAGGGGCACGGCCGACUCCAGCAGGUUGACAGCAGAGCCGACGUGA